Messenger RNA from Coffea eugenioides, 2179 nucleotides. Its product is annotated as succinate-semialdehyde dehydrogenase, mitochondrial. The record is from RefSeq and is a predicted model, not a curated record. Gene Ontology annotation, molecular function: succinate-semialdehyde dehydrogenase (NAD+) activity. Gene Ontology annotation, biological process: GABA catabolic process. The transcript has 20 exons. Bases 219 to 1841 code for a protein of 540 amino acids. Lineage: Eukaryota; Viridiplantae; Streptophyta; Magnoliopsida; Gentianales; Rubiaceae.
CAAUUAGUGCUCUCCUAAAACUGACGAGUGCUGGCGGUGUGCUGAUCCAUCGUCGUCCAUCAGUGCCAGACUUAGCUCAAUCAUUAAACGCUACUAUUGCAUCACGACGACUACUCUGAAAAAACUGACAAAGUGCUGUUAAUACUACUACUGCUGCAAAGGAGGGUUAAUUUGAUCUAAGAGCAGCAGCAGGAGGAAGAGGACGCAUCUCAAGGGGCAUGGCCUGCUUCCGCUCUGUCUUCAGCACCAGGUUCCCUCAAUCUCAUCGUUUAUUUCUACAUUUGGCUUCUCCUCUGCCUCGGGCGCCUGCGCAUACAACAGCCGCCGCCACACCCCAACCUCUCUUCUUCAUUCGCCAGAUAAAUAUGCAAGCACAAAACGUUGCUGCUCGUCUUAGCAGCUCCGGGUUUCUUCACGCUCAGGGCCUUGUUGGGGGCAAGUGGACAGAUGCUUAUGACGGCAAGACUAUUGAGGUACGCAACCCUGCUACUGGAGAAGUUAUUGCAAACGUUCCAUGUAUGGGUAGGAACGAGACGAAUGAUGCAAUCACUUCAGCAUAUGACGCAUUCAACUCUUGGAAGAAACUUACUGCUGCUGAUAGGAGCAAGCGAUUAAGGAAAUGGUAUGACUUGUUAAUGGCCCACAAGGAGGAGCUCGGUCAACUUAUAACACUGGAGCAGGGAAAACCUCUAAAGGAGGCAAUUGGUGAGGUGGGUUAUGGGGCGGGUUUCAUUGAAUUCUCUGCAGAAGAAGCUAAACGUGUGUAUGGUGAUAUCAUUCCCUCUCCAUUACCGGAUCGCCGGUUGUUUGUUUUAAAGCAGCCUGUAGGUGUUGUCGGUGCCAUUACACCCUGGAAUUUCCCCUUGGCCAUGAUCACUAGAAAAGUUGGUCCUGCCCUUGCCUGUGGCUGCACAGUGGUUAUCAAGCCUUCUGAACUCACACCUUUGACUGCUUUAGCGGCAGCUGAACUCUCCCUUCAAGCUGGAAUACCCCCGGGUGUGGUGAAUGUUGUUAUGGGAAAUGCUUCUGAGAUUGGAGAAGCUUUACUUUCCAGUCCCAAGGUGAGGAAGAUCACCUUCACGGGGUCAACUGCUGUUGGAAAGAAAUUGAUGGCAGGUUCUGCUGGGACUGUGAAAAAGGUAUCCCUUGAACUUGGAGGCAAUGCACCUUGCAUAGUCUUUGAUGAUGCAGAUCUUGAGGUGGCUCUUAAAGGGACUUUGGCGACUAAAUUCCGCAAUAGUGGGCAGACAUGUGUUUGUGCAAAUAGAAUACUUGUGCAGGAAGGAAUCUAUGACAAGUUUGCUGAUGCACUUUCCACUGCUGUCCAAAACAUGAAAGUUGGAAAUGGUUUUGGUGAAGAUGUGGUGCAGGGUCCUCUAAUCAACGAAGCGGCGGUACAGAAGGUGGAAUCACUAAUUAAAGACGCUAUCUCAAAGGGAGCAAAAGUUAUUCUAGGAGGCAAAAGACACAGUCUUGGGAUGACUUUUUAUGAACCUACAGUGAUCAGUGAUGUCAAAAAUGAGAUGCUUAUAUCAAGGGAGGAAGUGUUUGGACCUGUUGCCCCACUUUUGAAGUUUAAAACUGAGGAGGAAGCUAUCCACAUGGCAAAUGAUACCAAUGCAGGUUUGGCUGCCUACUUAUUCACCACAAACGUUCAACGGUCUUGGCGGGUCUCUGAAGCUCUUGAGUAUGGUAUAGUCGGAGUUAAUGAAGGGAUUAUUUCAACUGAGGUGGCACCAUUUGGAGGUGUAAAACAGUCGGGCGUUGGCCGAGAAGGUUCGAAGUAUGGAAUGGAUGAAUAUUUGGAGAUCAAAUAUGUAUGUUUGGGAAAUUUAAGCUGAGUCGAAACUGAGGUGGCUUGCAAAUGUUUUGAAGCAGUUCCUGUAAAGUCGGCACGCUCUGUUGCACACCCCAUGUUUGAAGUUGGCUCAGAGCUCUGUUGUGCACCCUAUGUUUGAAAUACACCCUCUGUUGCCUAUGUAGUAUGUUCUACAACCUGGAGGCAAUUUUUUUUUGUUCCUGCUGUUUUAUUCUUGUAAACACCCUAGGCCUUUUUUUUUUUUGGAGUAAUUCACACAAAGAACGGGAUAAUAAGUUUAUUUUACUUACCUAAAGCUUUUGAGUUACGUCUAUCUCUGAAAAAAGAGCAAGGGAAACGAGAAAGUUCGUAGGAAAGAAA